CAGGAUGAUAUGCUGCGAAAUAAAGCUGGAUAAUGAUCCCCCGGGAAUAUUCUACAGUGGCCAAGUGCUGAAAGGUCACGUUGAACUACGGCUCCACCGAGCCCAUGAAAUCGAUUCAUUCAUGCUCAUUGUUGCGGGAAUCGUUCAAGUGGAAUUCCUAAGCAACCGGUAUGUCAAGAAAACAAAGGAUGUCCUACGAUCGACAGCUGCUUUGAUUAAGCAAAAUCAGACGAAAGCAACGACUGUAUCCUCCGGCACGUACAUUUACAACUUUUCCACUGUACUGCCGCAAAACCUGCCUGCUUCGAUGUCGAGCGAAUUUGGAAAAAUCCUGUAUUGCGUCACUGCCGAAUUAAGGCGCCCCUGGAAACAAAAACUGUCGUAUUCAACACUUUUUCACGUGGCAAGAAUAUACGAUCCUAUAAAUAUACCAUUCGCACUGCAACAACCGGUACGGUCUCAGAAAACAGUUACCAUAUGCUGUUUUCCGUGCUCCAGCGGACCACUGCCUGUUACCAUUAGUAUCCUUAAAACCGGGUAUGUGGCUGGCGAAACCAUUCAGUUGGCUGUUUCUCUGGACAACAAUACAAAUUUCAAAAUUGACACUGUGGAUGCAUCGAUCGAGCAAAAGAGUUUCUUCUAUUCCUCGUUCCUGGAGGAUUUCAGGCGAACUACCGUCGUUGUAAACAGGGCGUAUGAACGAGUAGACGGCACGCACUAUACACAACAAAUAGACAUCCCUCAAGUGUAUCCCAGCUUUUCUUCCAAGAUUAUGGUCAUCGCAUACCGGCUGAAGGUCCUGGUAGAGUUGAAUGUUUGUGAGCAGAUAGUCUAUUUCAAAAUUCCAAUCAUCAUCUGGGCCGGUGAUCCUUGGCCAUCCUCGUACAGACCGAACCAAUCGGUGGAUUCAGGUUUGCGGGUGGUACUGCCUCUUCAAGCAACCGAAGACAGCGCUACUGCCAUCGCCGAAUCGUUGGAAAACGAUGAAAGAGAUCCUCCUGACUACGCGGCAGCCAUGACAACCAACGUGGUGAACAUUGGCUUUAUAACGAAGGUGCGUGAUUAGCAGUAAGUGUACCGUUAGUAAACAAGUGUAUUGUUUUUGCACUAAGAGGAUUAAUGUUAGCUGAACUGCAGAUUUUUUUUUUCAUGAUGUAUAUGGCAAACUUGUUCAUUGCAACUCACUUUAAGAAGUUCCUUAAACUUGCGACCCACCAAUAUACAAUUACCAAUAAUCAACAAAAAGACUUUAGAAACGUCAAAAUAUUCAAAUACCCAAAAAUGGUCUAGAAAACCCCUUUAAAUGGCCCUGAAAUGAUCUUGGACCAACAAAAUUGGCCCUAAAUACUGUCAUCGCGAUUUACAUACAAACGCAAAAAAGGCUUUAAAACUACAAAAUGGCAAACAAAUUCCACUUGAAUAAUUUUUGUUUCCAUGACAGAUACCUAUUUUGACUGCAAUGUGCAGUAAGUGUCAAUCAGCGUCAAUCUCUUUAAAGACUUAUAAAAAUUUAACCCCCCUAAGCACUCAUCCCCUAGGUAAACAUUUCAAGACAAUAGGUAUAAAAAUGAAACUACAACGUGCCG
This is a messenger RNA of Ochlerotatus camptorhynchus, 1586 nucleotides long. RefSeq names its product arrestin domain-containing protein 3-like. The record is from RefSeq and is a predicted model, not a curated record. Gene Ontology annotation, cellular component: cytoplasm. The transcript is spliced from 4 exons. The coding region runs from base 5 to 1066 and encodes 353 amino acids. Gene Ontology annotation, biological process: protein transport. Lineage: Eukaryota; Metazoa; Arthropoda; Insecta; Diptera; Culicidae.